AUGGCUGAAUCGUUAACGAUGUACCAAGGCAAUUGCCACUGCGGCAUCAACCGCUUCGAAGUUGAGCUUCCUGAACAGCUUCAUCUUGUUAGCUGUUACUGUGCGCUUUGUACAAAGAAAGGAUACGUAUGGAUAUACGACGCUGAGCGCAAUACGAAGAUCACGAAAGGUUGCAACACUGAGACUCUCACUUCCUACACGUCAUCAGGAACAGAUGCGUUACAACAUGAAUUCUGCUCGAAUUGUGGAACAGGCCUGUUUGGUACCCACACGUCCGGCGUCCAGGCUGGAAAGAGAGGUAUCAGCUUGCGCCCUCUAAUCUCCAACAUGACAGGAGUUUUCCUCAGAGGCAAAGAAGUUAUAUCCCUUGAUCCCGAAGGCAAUCCUACACCAUACUUGGGCCGACUAAGUUUGAUCAAACCCUCAACUGCAUCCACGUCGCCUACCCCAGAGUUUCGAGGCAUGCAGCCCAAGGUAACGGAGGAACAUCUGAGACUUUAUCAAGGAGCCUGCGACUGUGGCGCCGUGCAAGUUGCAUUAAAAAUAAAGCCCUUGGCUGAAGUCGAAGUCAAAGAAGACAAUUGUAGCAUUUGCGUCAGGAACGGAUUCAUCGGCGUAUACCCCCACCAGUCGCAAGUAACGCUCGUCGGCAAGGAGAAUACCCAAGACUAUCGGUUCGGUCGGAGGUUUAACGGUUCUCCGUUUUGCAAGACCUGCGGAGUUCACUGUUUCAGCAACCUGUAUGGUCCUCCACAGGCAAUCAUCGACAGGUUGCCAGAUGAAAAGAAGAAGUUUGUGCGCAGGCAGUUGGAAAUCCAGCCAGUAAAUGUUGGCGUCCUUGAAGAUGUCGAGUGGGACAAGCUGAAUCUUCAGUGGGCAAAUGAGGGGACUGAAGGCUAUGUCCUGCAAGAUUAA
This is a messenger RNA of Colletotrichum truncatum, 915 nucleotides long. Its product is annotated as glutathione-dependent formaldehyde-activating gfa. The record is from RefSeq and is a predicted model, not a curated record. NCBI's taxonomy places the organism in Eukaryota, Fungi, Ascomycota, Sordariomycetes, Glomerellales, Glomerellaceae. Gene Ontology annotation, molecular function: carbon-sulfur lyase activity.